Molecule: messenger RNA, 888 nt
Organism: Anopheles maculipalpis
Lineage: Eukaryota; Metazoa; Arthropoda; Insecta; Diptera; Culicidae
Product: RNA-binding protein 34
Exons: 3
Coding region: 1-888 (295 amino acids)
Molecular function (GO): RNA binding
Source: RefSeq, a predicted model, not a curated record
AUGAAUCGACAACAGAAGUUGGCGACCAGCCACGAUCAAUCCAACAAGAAUUUCCAACCCAAAAACUCCGUUGAAAAUUACCCCGAAGAUCAGGAACGAUCGGAAAAAUCGUUGGACGAACAAGGCGUGAAUGGCAAGACAAAAGAAAAGGAAUAUACCGUCUUUAUUGGAAACCUUCCGCCGACGACGAAAAAAUCCGAUUUGAAAGCAAUCUUCCAAAAGUACGGCACCAUCCAAACGAUACGCUUUCGUUCGAACGAUGGAAGAAUAAUUUUAUAUAAGACCGUUUUAAAAGAUGUCCCCUCUCUCAACGCUUACGUACGCUUCUCGUCGCAGGAAGAACAAACGCGCGCCUGUGAAAUGAAUGGUCAAAUGGUGGGCGAAAAUCGAAUCCGUGUAUGUCCACAAGAUCAAAAGCAAAUAGGAAAUGUUAAAUCUACUGUGUUCGUAGGAAACAUACACAAAAGCACGACGGAAAAUGAUCUGCACGAAUACUUUGGCCGGGUUGGCCCGAUCGAGUACAUCCGAUAUCUUGCACUGAAGAACAUCGCGUACGUUUGCUUCGAGAAAGGCGUUUCCAUAAAGAAAGCGCUCAAACUGCACCAGGAAAAGCUGAACGGCCGUCCGCUUAGGAUAGAGCCCGUAGAUACGCAGCGCACCAAUGUGAAGGUUAACAAAAAGGGCCACCUGGUGCCGCGAAAAAAAUUGCCAACAAAAGCGAAAGACGGUGCCGGUGCUCAGAAGAAUCAGAAGAAGGCAAUCAACGAGUUUCACGGUGAAGUAUCGGAGAAGAAGAAGGGCAAAAAGCGGGAAAGCAAAAAAUCUGGGCUUGGUUCAGCGAAAGCAAGGAAAUUGUUGGCCAACAAACUGAGGGCUGCAAUGCGUUGA